AUGGAAGCAAAGAAAGAAGCGCUUAAAGCGAUAGAGAAUGCGGAGAAAAGGUUUGCUCAUAGAGAUUUUGUUGGAGCGAAAAGUUACGCCUUAAAAGCGAAAACAUUGUGUCCUGGAUUGGAGGGUAUAUCUCAGUUGGUGACCACUUUUGAAGUUUACAUUGCCUCUCAAGUUAGUUGUAAUGGUGAACUAGAUUGGUAUUCUAUUAUGGGGUUAAAACCUUCGACGGAUAUAGAAGCUGUGAAGAAACAGUACAAGAAGAUGGCGGAGUUGCUUCAUCCUGAUAAUAAUAAGUGUGUUGGAGCUGAUGGGGCGUUUCAUCUUGUUUCUGAGGCAUGGGCCAGGCUGUCUGGUGGUUAUGAUAUGAAGAGGAAUGUGCAGUUGGGUGCUGGGCAUGGACUUAAUCACAAUGGUUUGUCGACUGCUCGUGCCUCUGGUGGUAAUCAGGAGACUUUUUGGACAAUUUGUACUUCUUGCAAGGUUCAGUAUGAGUAUCUGCGCAAGUAUAUAAAUAAGAAACUUUCUUGUAAAAAUUGCCGUGGGAUUUUUAUUGCUGUCGAAACAGCCCCGGCAAAUGGGUCAUUCCCUUAUUGUCCUUGGUCGUAUGCGUCUAGCAGUGGUUAUGGAAGCCAUUCGUAUGAGGGAGUUGCAUAUGCUCCCAGUAAUGGCACCUAUUUCAACGGAAAUGGGGUUACCGGACACCAUUUGGGACACGGGUAUGUUUCUAAUGUUCCUUAUCAAUUGAACUCUGCUGGAUACGUCAAUCAAAAUGGAUCAUCUACGUCACCUACUUGUCAGGCCAAUGGGAAUGUAAAGCGGGGAAGACCAAAAGUUAAAUCAGAAGCUGAUAUGAAGCAUUGCAUGACAGAGACAUUGGUUAAUAUAAAUUCAGUUGUAUCAUUCUCCCAGAAUGAACCGCAAGAGGUUAAGCCGAGUAGACCUGAGAAGAAAAGGAAAGUUCUUGCAGCCAGUUUAAGAAUUGGCCAUGAAGGAAAGGGUUCAAAAUGUGCUUCAGAGUCAACAUUGGCUAAUGGGAAUGGAAGCGUUGGGCAUUGCCAGAAGCUUUCCAGUACAAAUGAAGUUCCAACCAAACAGUAUUCCAUGGCACCAGGUUUUGAUGCAAGAAAAUUAUUAAUCGAGAAGGCCAGGACAGAAAUAAGGAAAAAACUGGAAGAGAUGAAGUUGGCAUCUGAAGCUGCAGCUGCUGUUAAUGAGAGAAAAAAGUCUCAAGCUGAUGUUGGUCAGGUCAAAGGAGGUGCAUACAUUAAAGCAGCUGUUAAUGUUUCUGAUAACCAGUUGGAACUUAGGAAAACUGUUCCAGUGACAAUUACUGUCCCAGAUUCUGACUUUCAUGAUUUCGAUAAAGAUAGGUCAGAGCCAUGCUUCAAACCAAAGCAAAUAUGGGCCUUGUAUGAUGAGGAGGACGGAAUGCCCCGCUUGUAUUGUCUGAUCCGCGAGGUUGUCUCUGUCAAUCCAUUUAAGAUUAACAUAAGUUACUUGAGUUCGAAAACUGAUAGUGAGUUUGGCUCAGUAAACUGGCUUGUUUCAGGUUUCACUAAAUCCUGUGGAAAUUUCAGGGCCAUGACCUCUGAUGUUGUUGACCAAGUUAACAUUUUUUCUCAUGUUCUAAGCAGGGUGAAGGCCGGUCGAGGCGGCUGUGUUCGCAUAUAUCCUAAAUGCGGAGAAAUUUGGGCUGUUUACAGAAACUGGUCUACAGAUUGGAAUCAUUUGACAUCAAAUGAGGUAAGGCAUCAGUAUGAUAUGGUGGAGGUGUUGGAUGAUUAUUCCGAGGAGCUUGGUCUUUGUGUUAGCCCCCUUAUUAAGUUGGAUGGAUUCAAAACCGUGUACAAGAGGAAUGCAGACAAAAGUGCCAUUAGAUGGAUACCAAGAAAAGAAAUGCUGCGUUUUUCGCACCAAGUGCCUUCGUGGUUGUUGAAGGGUGAGGAAGCAAGCAAUUUGCCCGACAAGUGUUGGGACCUUGAUCCAGCUGCAACUCCCGAUGAAUUCCUUCAUGCUGCUAUAGAAACAAACGCUUCCUAG
Messenger RNA from Vicia faba (fava bean), 2040 nucleotides. The record is from the annotation of a GenBank genome assembly. NCBI's taxonomy places the organism in Eukaryota, Viridiplantae, Streptophyta, Magnoliopsida, Fabales, Fabaceae.